Molecule: messenger RNA, 468 nt
Organism: Macrosiphum euphorbiae (potato aphid)
Lineage: Eukaryota; Metazoa; Arthropoda; Insecta; Hemiptera; Aphididae
Source: the annotation of a GenBank genome assembly
AUGGAUUUAAAAAUCAUUAAUAAUUUAAAAAUCAUUAAUAAUUUAAAAAUCAUGGGAAAAAAGUCAUUGGUCAAUAAAGCUAGGGAUAUUCAAUUGGAAUCGGAGAACCAUACAAGUGUUGCUACUAUGCCAUCAACAAGUAAUGACUCAAUCUGGAACGAUUUCGACACUGAAGUUCAGAGUUUAGUCCAAAGUCGAAAUCCAACAUCCGCAUUUAUUGUAGAAAUUGAUAAAUAUCUUUUAGAACCUUUAAUUCCAAGAGCAGCUGAUCCUUUGCUUUGGUGGAAAGAAAAUAAAAGUGUUUAUCCAAGGCUCUUUCAAAUAAUGAAAAAACGUUUUUGUAUUUUGGUUACAUCUGUUCCAUGUGAGCGAAUAUUUUCAAAAGCUGGUCAGACAAUUACUGAAAAAAGAAGUAGACUGCAUAGUAAAAAUUUUGAAAAAAUGAUAUUUUUAAAUUUUAAUUUAUAG